GGUCGAAGUGGGUUUAAGCUUUUUACUUCUUCUUGCCUUAUUUUGUUUCUAUAUCUGGAUUUAUCUCUAGGUUUUUUCUUUAAUUCGAAUGUUUGAGUUGUUCUAAUUGAAACCCUUGUUCAUCUUUAGUUGUCAAUUAAUGAAGCUUUAGUUGAGAUUUCCAUGACAUGAGUUCUUCAAUCUGGUUGGAUUAAUGUACAAUUUUGCCCUUCUUUUCUAUUGCAUGCUCAUUUCUAUGGACUGGUAUAAUAUUUUUGCUAAACCAAUUCUGGAUGGCUAUUGAGCACCCUUAAUAAUUGAAAAGAUAAGUUUGGCAGAAAGAGAUUUUCGAUCUAAAGCAAUGGCAACGAAUGAAGUGAAUGUGUGCAUUCUUGAUCAUAGCACAAUUAUGGCACCUUGUGUUAACAUCCCAGAGGAUGUGAAGGUACAAAGUGGAAGCAGUUCCAGAAAAAAGAUAGCAUAUGUGAACAAUUCUAGACAAGGUAAGAAUGAAGCUGUUGUAGGAUUUCAUGAUCAUGGUACACUUGUAGAUGGCGUCGAAAAGCGAGUUAGGUGCAAUUAUUGUGGGAAAGAAAUAAAUAGUUACCAUCUUCUUAAGUAUCACUUAGGAGGAAUGCAUGAAUUUGUAUUGCCUUGUGUUAAAGUCCCAGAGGAUGUUAAGGUACAAAUGAGGAACAGUUUGCCUAGAACAACGAUAGCACAUGUGAACAAUUCUGGACAAGGUAAGAAUGCAGCUACUGUAGGUUCUCAGGAUCAUGGUACAUUUGUAGAUGGCGUCAAAAAGCGAGUUAGGUGCAAUUAUUGUGGAAAAGAAAUUGAUAGUUACGUUCUUCUUAAGUAUCACUUAGGAGGACUACAUGAAUAUGUAGUGCCUUGUGUUAAAGUCCCAGAGGAUGUUAAGGUACAUAUGAGGAACAGUUUGUUGCCAGAAACAAAGAAACCAGACGAACACAGGGAAGUUCUUCAAUUGUCCGAAUCUAGUUCUUCUUGGAAGAGGGAUUCCAGCUCUGAUGACUCGGCCCCUGAUGAAGUGAGUAUAGACAUUCAAGAUCAUUGUACACUUCUUGAUAAGAAAAAAGAUUGGGUUAGGUGCAAUUAUUGCGCAAAGGAGAUCUGUAGUUAUACUCUCCUUAAGAAACACUUAGGCGGAAUACGUGGAACUAUAUCACCUUGCGUUGAAGUUCCAGAGGAUAUUAAGGUACAAAUUAAGAAAUACAGUCUACCCGCUUUGUUGCGGAAGAGGAAACCAAGUGUUAUAAUGGAGUACUCGGGAUCAGAGCAAAAAGAUGAGAAAUUACAGGUUUUGCCUAACCCCGAAAAGAAAAACAAAGUGAAGAAUAAAGAAGACGCUGAAGAUGUCUCAUCCAAGCAAACCCAGAGGUGUAUCGGCAGAUUCUUUAUAGAAAAUGGAAUAGAUUUUAGUGCUGCAAACUCAUCUACCUUUGAGAAAAUGAUACAUGCUUUGGUUGGAGGUGAAUCCACGACAUACAAGGUCCCUAGUCGUGAUGAUCUAAAAGGGUGGAUCCUAGAGGGAGAACUGAAAGCAAUGCGAGAGCAUGUGCGGGAAGUUGUGUGUUCUUGGGGAAGCACAGGGUGCAGUAUAUUGCUGGAUGGGUGGACUGGUGAGAAAGGGCGGAAUAUGGUUAAUUUUGUAGUUGAUAGCCCACAGGGUCCCAUAUUCUUGAAGUCGGCCGAUUUCUCAGAUUCCAUUGGAGAUGUAGAUGCCAUGAUCUCAUUGAUAAGUGGAGUUAUUGAUGAGGUUGGAGUAUAGAAUGUGGUUCAAAUUGUCACAUACACUACCCUGGGUUCAAUGGAGGAAGUUGGUAAACAAAUGACAGCAAAAUAUAAGAGUAUAUUUUGGACUUUUUGUGCAUCUCACUGCAUAGGCCUCAUGUUGGAGAAGAUAGGAAUGUUGGAUACUGAGAGAGUUCUCAGCAAAGCAAAGGCCAUUACUAAGUUCAUUUACAGCCAUGCCACAGUUUUGAAGCUCAUGAGGAAACACACUCUUGGGUUCGACCUGGUUAGUUCCUGCAGGAUAAGAUCAAUGGUGCCUUUUUUAAUAUUGCAGAGAAUCGAGUCUCAAAAGAAGAAUUUGAGGAAGAUGUUUACUUCGCCAGAAUGGAAGAACUUGACCUUGGCUUCAACAGCUGAUGGAAGGAUGGUGGCUGAUUUGGUCACCGGGGAGCCAUCUUUCUGGACUGAAGUCGAUAUGCUUUUGAAGGCAAGUAUUCCACUUAUAAAUGCUCUGCAUCUAAUUAAUGGAGGAGAUAGUAGACCUCAGUUGGGCUACAUAUACGAGAAAAUGGACCUGGUCAAGGAGGAAAUAAAAAAGAAGUAUGAAGGCAGGAAAACCAAAUAUGAGCCUUUUUGGACAGUCAUCGAUGAGAUUUGGGAUGACCAACUCCAUAGCCCUAUCCAUGCAGCAGGCUACUAUUUAAAUCCGGGUCUCUUUUACUUUAAAGAUUUCUAUGCUGAUAAUGAGGUCAAGGCCGGACUUCUGUGCUGCAUCGUGCGAAUUGUGGAGGAUGAACGUGAUCAAGACUUGAUAGCAUCACAAUUCGAUAAGUAUAGAAACGCUAGUGGAACUUUCGGCGACGGGGAUGCUGUUGAUCAAAGAGCAAUGCUUGCUCCAGCAAAGUGGUGGUCCCUGUAUGGAGGCGAAUGCCCUGAAUUACAACGAUUUGCUAUAAGAAUUCUGUCUCAGACCUGUACUGGUGCCUUAAGA
Papaver somniferum (opium poppy) is the source of this 2725-nucleotide messenger RNA. RefSeq lists its product as uncharacterized. The transcript has 3 exons. Lineage: Eukaryota; Viridiplantae; Streptophyta; Magnoliopsida; Ranunculales; Papaveraceae. The record is from RefSeq and is a predicted model, not a curated record. Bases 341 to 1771 code for a protein of 476 amino acids.